UCCGCGGCCAUGUAAACAUGAUUGUUUCUUUAUACUAAGUUGGACCAUCUUAUGAAAAUGGUAUUGAAGGAAAUGUAAACUUAUGAAUCUAAAAUGAAGUACAUGUAAAUAAUUUUUAUAUAACAGUUACUAUAAAUUAAAAAAACCAACAACAUAAUUUUUUGUUGUGGUAAUUUAUACAUACAGUACACACAAUUCAAGAAAAUUGUUAUUUACCAGGAGUGACAAUUUUUUACCAUUACAUCAAAAGAUUGCUCUUUAUAAAAGGAAUAUUUGAAAUUAGCAGAAAAAGUAUCACUGGAGAUAAAGUGUUUUUGAGAGAUGGUUAAGCCAAAUACAUCAGUAAACAGAAAAGCAAAGUUUAAUGGCCUUCACAGUAAACAUAAGCAUUUUCAAUGCACAAAAGAUGACAUUGCUAGAAUCAAAGAUACGUCCUCUCAUUCUGAAGGGAAGAUGACAAGAUGGAAAAGACGGCGCCUGCAUAGGAAACUGAAGAGAGAAGCUGAAGAAGACUCUUCGAUAAAGAAGAAAAUAAACCCAACUGAUUGCAGUGUCGAUAAAACAUCAGUAAAGAAAAAAGCAGACUUGACUGAUUGUAGUGUCGAUAAAACAUUGAUAAAGAAAAAAAAAGACUUUACUGAUUGUAGUGUCAGUAAAACAUCAAUAAAGAAAAAACCAGACUUGACUGAUUGUAGUGUCGGUAAAACAUCAAUAAAGAAAAAACCAGACUUGACUGGUUGUACUUUGAGUAAAGGAGAUGUAUCUAGUCAUACAUGUGAUGGAAGUAACACAACCCCAUUCAAUAAGGGUGGCUUGAAUGAUCGGACUCAUAACUCUAAAUCUCUUAAUGUCACAGUACCAGUUGAUGGUUUGAAAGUCAGGUUCAAGAAGAAAUACAAGGAUGUAGACAUGGCUGGUGUAACUGAAAAAGAAAAGGUGGUUGGACAUGAUGGAAUAAAGGGAGUGGUUGACGGAUAUAAAACAAGCAAAGAUGUCUCAAGCAAUUGGCUGAAUUUGAAGCAGAUGCUUGAGAAAACCAAGGAGGAAAAUAUUUCACGGAAGAGAAAGUUGUCUUCUGCAAAAAACAAGGAUGUUGAUGCCCAAAAUCCAAAGGCAAAGAAACAUAAACUAAGAAAGAUACAGACAUUUUCAAAAUUGAAGACCGAAUCAAGAGAAAAGAAAACGGACAAAGAAAGUCCAAAACCCAAACCUGACAUUUGGUUUGACGACGUUGAUGAGAUUCUCGUGGAAGGAAUGCAGGAGAAGACAAUCACCAAGAUUAAAGGGAACCCGCUGGUCAAGCUGGGCACGUUUGAUGGACUGACUAAAGCGGUUGCUAUGGACUGUGAGAUGGUUGGAGUGGGAGAAAAGGGCAGGGAAAGUGUUCUAGCGAGGGUGUCGAUAGUGAACCAGUACGGAAACUGUGUCUAUGAUAGAUACGUGAAGCCGCAGGAGACCGUCGUGGACUAUCGGACAUUCGUCAGUGGGGUGACGCGACAACACUUGAUCAAUGCGGAAGAAUUCCGUGAUGUACAGAAAGAUGUCUGUGACAUAUUGAAAGGAAGAAUUCUGGUUGGUCAUGCGUUGUCCAAUGAUUUGAAGGUUUUGUUUCUGGAUCAUCCGAGGAAGACAGUACGAGACACUUCGAGCUACAAACCAUUUCGCCAGCUGUUCAACGGGAGAACGCCGUCACUGAAAAAACUUACAGAGAAACUUCUCGCGGUCACAGUGCAGGAAGGGCAGCAUGAUUCUGUUCAGGAUGCCCAAGCUGCCAUGAAGUUGUACACCAUUUAUAGGAAACGAUGGGAGAAAGACAUUAAGCUGGGUCUGACAAAACUUAAAAAGAAUAAGAAAACCAACUUAAAAGAAUGAUCGUGUUUUCUAAACUGGUCGGCAUUUGCAAAAACGGGCCAUGGAGAUCCACCAAGCCAUUGGAUUUAUAGAUACCAUUUUUCAGGCUUAGAAAGGCGAAGAAUUUUGAGUUGGGCCAUGGAAUAUCAUGGAAAAUUAAAUAAAACCUUUUUCCUACUUAAAAUAAGACAAGACUAGACCAGCUGUUUGCAUCAAAUCAUUAUAAUAAUAUCAGAUUAUGUUGUUGAUUGCAGUAAAAUUCUUUAAAAAUC
Molecule: messenger RNA, 2123 nt
Organism: Gigantopelta aegis
Lineage: Eukaryota; Metazoa; Mollusca; Gastropoda; Neomphalida; Peltospiridae
Product: RNA exonuclease 4-like
Exons: 8
Coding region: 322-1872 (516 amino acids)
Biological process (GO): rRNA processing
Cellular component (GO): nucleus
Molecular function (GO): 3'-5' exonuclease activity; nucleic acid binding
Source: RefSeq, a predicted model, not a curated record